Syzygium oleosum is the source of this 2549-nucleotide messenger RNA. Its product is annotated as scarecrow-like protein 21. The record is from RefSeq and is a predicted model, not a curated record. Gene Ontology annotation, cellular component: nucleus. The transcript has 2 exons. Gene Ontology annotation, biological process: regulation of DNA-templated transcription. NCBI's taxonomy places the organism in Eukaryota, Viridiplantae, Streptophyta, Magnoliopsida, Myrtales, Myrtaceae. The coding region runs from base 699 to 2255 and encodes 518 amino acids. Gene Ontology annotation, molecular function: DNA-binding transcription factor activity; sequence-specific DNA binding.
GAAUUUUCUUAUAAUUUCUGGCACUUGCUUGCGUUCUUCCUUGGCGAGACCAAAAGGCCAUUGACUCCUGUUUCUGAACCGUGCGUCUAGUAUACACUAAAAAAGACUAAAUUUGCUUGAGUUGAUCGAAUCGAAUGACACCCUUCUCUUGGAUUCUAGAAGUGCCCAUGACGAUGGACGGUCUUUUCUGUAUAUCUUAUUUGAACGUAUUUGUUUAGUGGCGGUAAUGGAAAUACUGCGAAAAAGCAAGGUGGGUUAGUUACGUGGGCUUGUUAUAAAACGGCCAACAUCAUUCUCAGGCACGGGGGCCACCUUUGCGUUUCUCGCCUUUGGUUCUCUCGAAUCUGUUGGUGUCGUGCUGCGGAACUUCGAAGCAAAGCAGGUGGUUCGGAUUGGAUUUCAAUGUUACAGAAAAGAUUUGGCUCUCCAUCAAAAUGAUGUCUUUACCUUAAUUUCGUUUCGUGUCAUCUUCACCUGAGCUGCUAUACCGUUCUGCAGUUGCCUGUGCUUCGCUAGUUCACUUCCCUUAUCUGAUGUUCCAUGAGAGCCAGUGAAGCUACAUAUGCUGUUCCAAUCGAGGUCUUUUCCAUGUGUAGAGUGAAGCUACCCGUUAAGCUUGAUACCAUUGGUGCCUCGAAGAUCAUCCGGUUGCUUGAAUCCUCAACUUUGUCCUUGAGCACUUGGCGAACUGGUAAUUAAUGCAAGCUUCAGAGAAGCCAAGAUUAUGGGAUGCUUCAGACAGGUUCUACAACCUGCCCGCGAAAGAGCUUGAGUCUUCUCAUUGGUCUUCGAUCACAAACUUAGACCAUCUCUCAUGCUCCGAUGAGAGCAGCCAAGGGAAUUGUACGCUCGAAUCAUCCUCAGGAAGUGCACCUUAUCACAUAAAUGAUUCCCCAUCAACCAAGAGGUUUUCUCCUGAUGGAAGUCCCACAUCGAAACGAGCAUCCGUUCCUGAUUCUUGCGCACAAGACCAUCUGAAUGAACUCGAACUAAAAGUGCGAGAACUGGAAACCGUCAUGCUAGGACCCAGCUCAGACAUGCCCCACACGGGUGAUAUCAACUUCUUGGUUGGAUCUGGCCAGAUUUCUCAAGAGACUGAGACAUGUAAUGAGUUGAUGGAGAUUGUCUCCAGGAGGGACCUAAAGGAGAUACUCAUUGCUUGUGCUAAAGCAGUCGAAGACAACGACACCUUAAGAUUUGAGUGGUUGGUGUCAGAGUUACGCCCAAUGGUGUCAGUUUCUGGCGACCCGAUCCAACGAUUAUCAGCGUACAUGCUGGAAGGGCUCAUAGCAAGAUUGGCGUGUUCGGGAAGCUCUAUUUACAAAGCUUUAAAGUGCAAAGAGCCUGCUGGUGCCGAGCUCCUAUCGUACAUGCACAUUCUCUAUGAAAUAUGCCCUUACUUCAAGUUUGGGUACAUGUCUGCGAACGGUGCAAUCGCAGAAGCCAUGAAGGACGAAAACAUUAUCCAUAUAAUCGAUUUUCAGAUUGCUCAGGGAAGCCAGUGGAUCACCCUGAUUCAAGCUCUUGCAGCACGGCCUGGUGGCCCACCCUGUAUCCGAAUAACCGGGAUUGACGAUCUAGGAUCUGCUUAUGCCCGUGGAGGAGGCUUGGAAAUCGUCGGCCAGAGGUUGUCUAGGCUUGCUGAAGCUUGCAGGGUACCGUUUCAGUUCCAUGCUUGUGGGGUUCCCGCUUCGGAGGUUGAAAUCGGACUCCUGCCAAUUCGAGCCGGCGAGGCUGUAGCUGUAAAUUUCCCCCUCAUGUUGCAUCACAUACCGGAUGAGAGCGUCUGUUCACAGAAUCACCGUGAUAGGCUUAUAAGGAUGGCUAAGAGCUUGUCCCCGAGAGUCGUGACUCUUGUCGAGCAAGAAUCAAACACGAACACUGCCCCGUUCUUCUCGCGUUUUCUUGAGACGCUUAAUUACUAUAUGGCAAUAUUCGAAUCCAUCGAUAUGGCUCUGCCAAGGGAGCACAAGGAGCGGGUCAAUGUCGAGCAGCAUUGUCUUGCUCGGGAUAUUGUCAACCUGAUUGCAUGUGAGGGGAUAGAGAGAGUUGAGCGUCAUGAGUUACUUGGAAAGUGGAGAUUGCGGUUCAUAAUGGCUGGUUUUAAUCCUUACCCUUUAAGCUCCUUUGUGAAUGCUACAAUCAAGAGUUUGCUGUCGAGUUACUGCGAUAAGUAUACGCUAGAGGAGAGAGACGGGGCUCUGUACCUUGGCUGGAUGAACCGACCUCUUGUCGCUUCUUGUGCAUGGAGGUGACAGACAUUUACAUGCUCAAGUUUUUCAUACAUCUCCAGUGUUUUUCUGUUCUGUCUGUACUUCUAUAGAUUAGCUAUAGGUGUAAUAUCUUAUAUAAGAAAUAAAUCGGGCUUGUUCCCGUCCUAGUUUUUAAGCUUCGCUAUGCUUCUUGCGGUUCCCUUUUUUCCUAAAUGAUGUUCUUGUUGAACUAUAAGCUCUCCUAAUGAAGUCUCCUGGACCCUCAGUUUGCGGAGAAUUCUGGAACAGGAACAACUGCCUGGGUCUUUGUUAAUGAAGUUUUACAUUGCUCGACAA